AUGGAUUCAACUAUUGAGUUCAUCCCGCCCACCGCGCUGGUGGUGCAGAGCAAACAUCUCAGCUAUUACAUCGCUUUCGGUGCUGCGCUAUUAGUCGCCUACCUCUUCCAGUCUGUACAGUCAACCAAGUCAAGACAAGUCGAGGCGCCAUUUUACAAAGCUUCCAAAAUGAAAUGGAUGUUCGAUGCAGAGAACCUUGUUCGCGAUAGUUACAACAAGUUCUAUGACAAAGUAUAUAAGAUCAAAGCAACAGAGGGUGUUCAAGUCUUAAUUCCUCCCAAGCUUAUUGGCGAAUUGAAAGGACUACCUGAAGAAAUCCUGAGCGCUCAGGAGGCCGUCAGUGAGGCGUUAAUGAGCAAAUACACCCAUUUCUGUCCCGGCCAAAACGGAGAAUUGUUGUCAGCUUUGGUCAGGACAAAACUGACCCAAAAUCUCGCCCGCUUGAUACCAACGUUGAAAGCCGAGAUUGAGUAUACAACAGCGACCGAAUUUCCCGAAUGUGAGGACUGGACGGCCGUGAAGGUGCAACCGUUUGCACUGAGAGCCAUUGCGAGAACGAGUGGCAGAGCCUUUGUCGGCCCGUCGAUCAACCGCAGCGAACCGUGGAUGGACACAAGCAUCAACUUCGCCAUCCACGUCUUCGUAGCUGUUGUGAAGCUGCAGUUCUUUCCAGCUUGGCUGCGACCAAUCGGGCGAUUUUUCGUGUCAGACCUCAAGCAAAUCCAGAAAGAUAUCGCCAGAGCACAGGACAUCUUACAACCCCAGAUCGAGGAGCGUCUUCGGGAUAUGGAGAUCCCUGGAUAUCAAGGACCUGACGACCUUAUUCAGUGGCUCCUAGAUACCCUUCCAGAAAAAGGGAGGACCGAUUUUAGAGCUCAGACGGAACUGCAGUUGAUUCUGAGCGCAGCAUCCAUACACACAACAAACAACUUACUUGUCGAUUGCAUUUACGAUUUGGCAACAGAUCCAGAAAUACAAGAUGAGUUGCGUCAAGAAGCAAUCAACGUUUUAGAAGGUGAAGAUAACGGGUGGGCGAGGAAGGACAGCAUGGCGAAGCUAAAGAAGAUGGACAGUUUCAUGAAAGAGGUGCAAAGAAUAUCAGGCAACGUCACCGGUUUCAUCCGCAAGGUCAUCCAACCCAUCAAGCUGUCCGAUGGCACGUACCUACCUCCUGGCACGAAAAUCCUGGCUCCCCAGGCCGGGGUUUCCCACGACGAGCGAUACUACCCUUCGCCGGACGAGUUUGAUCCUUUGCGCUUCUAUAAGAUGCGUCAGAGAUCUGAGGAAGACUGCAACCGGUGGCAGUUCUCGUCGAUCAAUGACACGAACAUGAACUUUGGCGCCGGCAAACAUGCUUGCCCAGGACGCUUCUUCGCUGGUAACGAGAUCAAGAUGAUUCUUGCAUACUUUCUCAUCAACUUUGAGUUCAAGCUCAAGGACGGUGAGGAGCGACCGAAACCUAUGAUGAUCAUGAUGUCAAAGACUCCGAACCCAAAUGGGGAAAUCAUGUUUAAAAGACGAAGCGUUAAAUCAUGA
Molecule: messenger RNA, 1536 nt
Organism: Phaeoacremonium minimum UCRPA7
Lineage: Eukaryota; Fungi; Ascomycota; Sordariomycetes; Togniniales; Togniniaceae
Product: putative cytochrome p450 protein
Exons: 3
Coding region: 1-1536 (511 amino acids)
Molecular function (GO): iron ion binding; heme binding; oxidoreductase activity, acting on paired donors, with incorporation or reduction of molecular oxygen
Source: RefSeq, a predicted model, not a curated record